Molecule: messenger RNA, 1245 nt
Organism: Arachis duranensis
Lineage: Eukaryota; Viridiplantae; Streptophyta; Magnoliopsida; Fabales; Fabaceae
Exons: 8
Coding region: 1-1245 (414 amino acids)
Source: RefSeq, a predicted model, not a curated record
AUGAUGAUUGUAAGGAUGCCUAGGAAACCAAGGUACAACAUUAUACGGGAACCCCCAAAAGAUGCCGGUACUGAAGAGACAACGGUUGGGUCCACAACUAGAGGAACUCAGACAUCACGGGAGCAAUCACGUGAUAGGGCUCCUCCGAUUUCAUCCUCAGCUAAUAGAGCUCCGACAACCCAUAUAAAUGAACCGUUUCGUGCACCGCACAUCGAUCAUAGGAAUGCACAGUUGAAUGACGGCGUGAGAAAAGUUUCUAAGCUGAGCGUGAAGGAGGCUAUAGCCCUCCCUUCCAAUACAAAGAUAGUACUCCCAUUUAACAAUGAGCUGCAACUGAUUGGUCAGGCAGCAGGAUUAUUGAAUGGUUUUAUAGAAAGUUUGGGUGCGGAUUAUUCCCAGUUCCCCCAUAUACUUAGACAGUUGGAAGCUGGUGAGCAAAGCAAAGAGAGAACAUGCCGGGUCUUUUACUAUGAGGACGAUGCCAGAGGAAAAAUAAAGUGUGAUAUUUUGAAGAGGAUAGGAAAGAACUGGAAGGAUACAAGGCACCACUUGUUUCAUAGGUGUUACAAACAAAUAAGGACUUAUGAGGAAAAUCUUCAGCAUCACCCGAAAGAAAUAGACAAAAAUAAUUGGAAAAAGUUCGUUGACUAUCGCCUGAAUGAAGAAACACAGAAAAAGUGUAAACAGAACACUUUAAAUCGGAGCAAGCAACUUUACACACAUAUUGGGAGCUCCAAAACAUUGGCGAGAGAAAAAGACGAAGUGGAGAGAGAGCAAGGAAGGUCCAUUGGUAGAGUAGAGUUGUUUAUCAUGACUCAUAAGAAAAAAGAUGGCUCGUAUAUCCAUCCCGAUGCGCAUGUUAUUAGUGAUGGAUCCUCUAAGCAUCUUUCACAAAAUGACUCGCUAGCACAAGUUCUCGGAAAGAAGCACCCAGGACGAGUUCGUGCCCUAGGUGCUGGACCAUGUCCCACCCAAGUCUUUGGUAACGCUGCUGGACAACCGUCGGGUUUUGUAGAGUCCAAUGCAGAGGAUAAGAGGAUGAUUGCAGAAUUGACGGCUAAGCUAGAAGAAGAGCGGGCGAAGAGACAGUCAAUACAUAAGGUUUUGGGAUAUGUAGUCCAACAAUUAGGAGGCAAUUUGCUAUUUGAGAUUGCUGAAGAGAUGGUUUUUGUGGGCGAUGCACCGGACUCGUCAUGCGCAGGGCCAUCUUCAUCUGGAAAUCACCACCCGCAACAAAAAUCUUGA